Dicrocoelium dendriticum is the source of this 2121-nucleotide messenger RNA. Lineage: Eukaryota; Metazoa; Platyhelminthes; Trematoda; Plagiorchiida; Dicrocoeliidae. The record is from the annotation of a GenBank genome assembly.
AUGAACGUGCAUCUUAGAUCGACGGACGAUCAGCUGUAUCGCCCACCACCCGGGCAUGCACUCACUAGGCAGAAUAUCAAGCGGCCCAAAAGUGCCGAUCCAAAACCUGGCCGGUCUGGGGACAGCGAAGAAGUUGACAUGGAGGCUUUGUGCAAAGUGAUCAGCUCCAUCCGACUGAAGAAUUUGCUGAUGAAGCAGAACGUAAUGGAAGCGUUUAUGCGUAAACUAUUUCAGUCCAUGAAAGAGCUGAAGGAAAUUGAAAUGAAGCGCGGUAAAUCAGCCGCCUUAGACAAACAACGUCAGCUUAAGCUGACCCGCAUGUUACAAAUACUCAUGUUGCAACGUCGCAAUUUGCAAUUACAGACAGAUACUAUGCAAAAAGGUAUCAUACUGCUCAGUCAUAAGUACACCAAUCUGAGAAAAAAGGCUGAUGCUCUGUUGCAUGAGAACAACUCGUUACGUAAAGAUUAUUGUCAUCUUAAAAAUGAUCUUGAGAUGAAAAGCAUUCAAAUCGACAGUUUACUUCAAAACAAAGCAUCUUUACAAAAACAAGUGGAAAAUCACACAAGCUUGCGGAUACAAUCGGAAAAUGCUCAAUUUGAAUUGAAAAGGCUCAGAGUAGAAAACGAGAAUCUGAAAGAGGCGCUCCAACAGCUGGAAGUCCUGUUGCGAACCAAGGUACAAGAGCGUGAAGAACUGGAGCUGCGCAAUUCACAGCUGCAGCAGGAGCUGGAAGGUAAAGAUGCAGAGGAUGCUAAUAUACGCGUACGUACCGAACGGUUAAUAGUUGAGAACCAAACUCUCCGGCAAGAACUAGCCCAAUAUCAAAUGGGUCGCACUGAUGCACAUCUGAUGUCCGCGGAAGCGGAACGAGUGCGUGAGAGGCUCACCCAUCUUCAACGGGAAUACUUACGUCUACAGCGUUUGUAUACCAUGGAAGCUGAGGCGCGAAAGAUGCUACACAAUCAGUUGCAGGAGGUGAGGGGAAAUUUGCGUGUUCUUUGUCGAUGUAGACCCUCCGUACCGGGUGAGAAGUGUUUGAUACAAUUCAAUUCCUUGGAUCGGAUAACGGUACCGAAUGUGUCCCGCAACAACUGCACUACGGCCUUUCAGAAACAGUUCCAGCCAGACCAGUCAUUCAGUUAUGGAGUCAGUGAGGAGUCCUUCAGCUUCAACAGGGUAUUUCGUCCGAGUGCAACUCAGGCGGAUGUGUUCGAAGAGAUUCGUCCACUUAUUGCUUCAUGUGUGGAUGGGUACAAUGUCUGCAUCAUGGCCUAUGGUCCAACUGGAUCCGGAAAAACAUACACUAUGCAAGGAACACCAAAAGAUCCUGGUGUCGGUCUUCGAGCAGUGACAGAACUAUUUGAGUUGUGUCAACCUCUGCACGGUAUCUGGGAUUUUCAACUGAGCAUCGCCAUGUUAGAGAUUCACAACGAAGUGGUGUACGAUUUACUAGGUGAUCCGAUUAAACCUGUUAAGAUAUCUGAUGAUGGUGUGGACAUUCGGUUGAUUGAUGCCGAGGAGAAGAUGGCUAGCACGGAGCAAGAGAUGCUCUCGUGGAUUGCUAAAGGUCAUAAACGACGGAAGGUCACAGCAACAAAGCUCAACGUAGAGUCAUCACGUUCCCAUCAUGUAAUUCGUGUGCAACUGGUCCUUAACAACCUAUUUGACAAAACCAAGCGUAGUUCGUCGCUCAUACUGUGUGAUCUUGCAGGUUCGGAGAGUGCUGAACGUAUAGAAGCUAUCGGUGAAGUACACAUCGAAACAGGCUAUAUUAACAAGUCAUUGGUCACACUUGCCCGAGUUUUUGAAGCACUCAGACGACGGAAUCAAUCUUAUCAACCUGGAGCUUCGGGAAAUUCAGUCCCAGCUCCAUACAGGGACUCAAAAUUGACGCAUCUGUUGAAGCCGUGUUUGGGAGGUCAGGCUAAGUGUGUGCUGAUCAUAACUUUGUCAGGGGAAGUCGCUUCCAUAGACCGCAGUCUGAAGGCGUUGGAAUUUGGAAAACAAGCAAUGCAAAUCUCGUUGGGUCCAGCGAGACCGAACGAACGGAUACUAUCGAGCUGGACAAGUAAAAGGCGCCAACGUAGUCUUGAUCCGAGUUCACAGUCAGUGACGUAA